Molecule: messenger RNA, 1449 nt
Organism: Miscanthus lutarioriparius
Lineage: Eukaryota; Viridiplantae; Streptophyta; Magnoliopsida; Poales; Poaceae
Source: the annotation of a GenBank genome assembly
AUGUGGAAGCAGUUUCUUGGCAAGAUCUCGCGGAAGUCCCCCAAAUCCGGCGGGGGCGGGGGCUCGCCGCCGGCGAAGUCCCCGUCGUCGCGUGGCGCCGCCAAUGGGGCGGAGGCGGAGCUGAGCGCUUCGUCGCCGGCGGCCUUCCCCGCGCCGUCCGGGGCGGAGACCAGGGAGGACGUGUUCCUCCGCAAGCUCAACGUCUGCUGCGUGGUGUUCGACUUCGCCGCCGAGCGGGGGAGGGACUCGCCGGAGGUGGAGAGGAAGCGGCAGGUGCUCGUGUCCCUCGUCGACUGCGUCUCUGCGGCCGAGGAGCCCCUCACGGAGGCGAUGCUCUCGGCCUGCGUCCGCAUGUUCGCCAUCAACCUCUUCAGGGUCUUCCCGCCCAAGCUCCGCUCUGGCGCCAGUGCCGCCACCGACGAGGACGAGCCGUUCUUUGACCCCUCGUGGUACCACCUCCAGGUCGUGUAUGAAUUGCUCCUACGGUUCGUCAUGUCCCCGGCCGUCGAUGUCAAGGUUGCUAGGAAGUACAUGGACAACUCCUUCAUCUCUAGGCUUCUUGACCUGUUCGAUUCUGAUGAUCCUAGGGAGAGGGAAUGCUUGAAGACAGUGCUGCACAGGAUAUAUGGGAAAUUUAUGGGCAAUCGCCCGUUCAUUCGCAAGGCUGUGAGCAACAUCUUCUAUAGGUUUGUGUUCGAGACAGAUCGCCACAAUGGGAUUGCGGAGCUACUGGAGGUGUUUGGGAGUGUGAUUAGUGGCUUUGCAAAGCCAUUAAAGGAGGAGCAUAAGUUGUUUCUAUGGAAGGCAUUGAUUCCACUUCACAAGCCGAAGACGGUUGGAGUAUAUUUGCCACAGUUGACAUACUGCAUUACACAGUUUAUCGAGAAGGAACCAAAGCUCACAGGGACUGUUAUCAGAGGCCUCCUGAAGUAUUGGCCGGUGACGAACAGUCAGAAGGAGAUGAUGUUCUUAGGUGAGUUGGAGGAGGUCCUAGAGUUGACAGAAAUGGCAGAUUUCCAGAAGUGUGCGGUUCCCUUGUUUCGCAGGAUCGCACAGUGCCUGAAUAGCUCUCAUUUUCAGGUUGCUGAAAGGGCCUUAUUCCUGUGGAAUAAUGAACAUUUGUUCGACCUGAUCUCCCAAAACCGCCAAGUUAUCCUGCCAAUCAUCUAUCCAGCUCUGGAGAGGAAUGCCCGUUGGCACUGGAACCAGUCAGUUCUAAAUGUUACAAUGAAUGUCAGGAAAAUGUUCUUUGACAUGGAUGAGAGAUUGCUGUUGGCUUGUCAAACCAAUUUCCAAGAGGAGGAAAAGAAGCGAGCUGCAUCUGAGGAGCGAAGAAGGCUUGUAUGGGAGCACCUUGAGAGGAAUGCUGCAUUUCAUCCAGUAACCGGAGACAUUGGCUUUGCAGUUCCUCCUACAUCUGCUCCUCUGGUAGCUCCCACUAUGACAUGA